AUGACACAGACAACCUUGCUUCAAUACGAAGCCCCAUGGCCCGUGCACGCGAUCGACUGGUGCAAGUCGCCUGCGCCUGGCCAACUCCGUCCACGCUCCGCCUUCCGCCUGGGGGUGGCCUCGUUCACCGAAGACUACAGAAACCGCAUCGCCGUCGUCGGGCUGCAAGACGAGCGCGUGCUCGUGGAGGACGACUAUGGCGACUACCCGGACUUCGUGACGCUCGUGGAGGCGAACCACGGAUACCCUGCGACCAGCCUGCAGUGGCAGCCCAGCGCGGCGUCCAGUUUCCAGUGGACACAGAAAUCUCCGUCGACGGAACUGCUGGCGACAACGGGGGACUCUUUGAGGGUGUGGGAGUACACGAACGACGCAUCGCCGUCGCUGUCGAGCUUUGUGGGGAGGCAGCCGACCUCAGGAGGGCACAGAUUAACGCUUAGAUCUACGCUGUCUGGGCAAUCAAAAGUCAACAACCAGUCGGGGGGCGCCCCGCUCACCAACUUCUCGUGGAACGAGAAGAUGCCCAACCUCGUCGUGACAUCAUCGAUAGACACGACGUGCACCGUCUGGAACAUCGACACCUCUACCGCUGUCACGCAGCUGAUCGCGCACGACCGCGAGGUGUACGACGUCGCGUGGCUGCCAGGAUCGACCGACAUCUUCGUCUCCGUCGGCGCGGACGGCUCGCUGCGCGCGUUCGACCUGCGCAGCCUCGAGCACUCCACCAUCCUGUACGAGACCCCGCCGCCGAAGAACCCGCCGCCGCCGACGUCGCCGUCCGCGGGGUCCCGCCCUCCCACGUCGCCGCUGCUUCGCAUCGCGUUCAAUCCAUCAGACGCGAACUACAUGUCAACGUUCCACAUGGACGGAUCGGACGUGCAGAUCCUGGACAUGCGGAGCCCAGGUGCUCCCGUGAUGGAGCUUCGGGCUCAUCGAGCGCCUGUCAACGCCGCAGCUUGGAGUUUCACAGACACCCCGUUACUCGCCACCGCAGCCGAUGACUGCCAGCUGCUCCUGUGGGACAUCGCGCCACAUUCGCUGCCUCCCAGCUCCUCGCCCCGCAACGCGAGCUCGCGCCUGAGCUCGCCGCGACCUUCCGACGGGAAGAAGCGGAUUCUGUCGGAUCCCGUCAUGGCGUAUUCCGCGUCGAGCGAGAUCACAAACAUCGCGUGGUCGCCGCGGAUCCCGCAGAUGGUACUGAACAGCGGGCACAUGACGCCUGCGGGAGAGUGGCUCGCGGUCGUGACAGGGAAGUCGAUCAAGGCGUUGAAGGUGUAGACGACGGGGUGCUUGUGGGGCCGGACAUUUUUACAUGCUGUGUUGUGUUAUCAUAGUUGUGUUGCUCGAGACGGUUCAAUGUUUUCCUUUGGAUGUAUCGGGUGUGAACGUUGAUGCGUUGGUGGUGCAUCG
Messenger RNA from Heterobasidion irregulare TC 32-1, 1410 nucleotides. RefSeq lists its product as uncharacterized. Gene Ontology annotation, cellular component: nucleus. Gene Ontology annotation, molecular function: protein binding. NCBI's taxonomy places the organism in Eukaryota, Fungi, Basidiomycota, Agaricomycetes, Russulales, Bondarzewiaceae. The coding region runs from base 1 to 1278 and encodes 425 amino acids. The transcript has 4 exons. The record is from RefSeq and is a predicted model, not a curated record.